Molecule: messenger RNA, 5740 nt
Organism: Wyeomyia smithii (pitcher-plant mosquito)
Lineage: Eukaryota; Metazoa; Arthropoda; Insecta; Diptera; Culicidae
Gene: Su(z)12
Product: polycomb protein suz12
Exons: 6
Coding region: 510-3110 (866 amino acids)
Cellular component (GO): nucleus; ESC/E(Z) complex
Molecular function (GO): chromatin DNA binding
Source: RefSeq, a predicted model, not a curated record
UGUCAAACGUCUACUCACCUUUUGAGCGGGUUUUAUUUUCUGGAUGUCGACUUUUGCAAAACGAAGCAUUUAAUUUUGUCAAGUGAAAAGAGUCAUUUUAGGCUGGAAAAUAGUCAGUAUAAAUAAAAAAAUAGUUUAAUUAGUUGACUGCUAUUCGGAGCGCAGUAAUCUGUGUGUCCUGGUGCAGCAAACUGGCGAACAUUGUGUUUCAAAAGGAUUUCUCGCGCGUGGGAUCGAUUGAAGAACAGCAGGCUUAUACCGAGAAAAAAGAACCCUCCGCUAUCUGCUCAUUUCCCACCCGCACCCUUUCAUUUAGCUAGCAGCAAUUUAUAAACGGUAUACAACCAAUACAAAUAAUCACUUUCAAGCUGGACGGAAAAGAAGCAAAAAGCUGCAGUAAUAGCAGCGCUUUAGCAGGCAAUGGCACUACAACUAUUGGAAACAAUAAGAACCGAAAAACGGUGCCGAAGAAAAGAGAAAGAGAUGCCGAGUUGCCUAAACAACCGAAAAUGGAUCAUUAUCAGACUGAUCAUGAGCUUUUUAUGCAGGCUUUUGAAAAACCCACUCAGAUUUAUCGCUACUUGCGAACACGCAACAUGAUAUCACCUAUCUUCUUGAAUAGAAAUUUAUCUUAUAUGCGCCACCGGAUGUCUCGUUCGCACAAAACGCGUAAUACAUUUAAAAUCGACACCAUGUUAGCACAAAAGAUGAACAAAAUCCGUAACGAUAAAGCAAAUGGAAUAUCGUUAACCGGCGAGUAUUUGACGUUACUAUUUUUGGGAUUUUUUGACAAAACCGAUGAUGAUGAUCCAAUGGAUGGUACCGGAAAAAAGUCUGAUCGUGUUGAGAGUACGAAAACAGUACAAGUUGAAACGGUUCUUCUGAAGAUUUCACACAACAAACGCAAGGACAUUUCAUCUGCAUUAAUGCAAGUCGCCGUUGGCAAGUCAGAUGUUAUUGUGAAUCCCAUGGAACGCUUGCUGGAAGAAAAAGUGCCAACGAUUAGCAUAGCUACAGAAUCAUUCAGUUCGGUAGGAGUGAACCAAGUCACUGGACCACAGCUGUCAUUUUUAUUGCUUUUUCGAGUACACAUGCAUACCAGCGGUAGUAACGGAUAUUGCGCGAUUACGAACGGAACAGAUGGAUACGAAAAUGGCGGAAGCGAUGAUGAACCUGCAGCUAAAAGACAAAAAAUUAGUGGGGUAACUAAGUUGUAUAGUACUGAACUGAUAAUAUUUGAUAAGUACGGUAGAUGUCUGUUGAAAGAUGGAGACUACGAGCUAACUGUGCAGGAAAUAUUACCGCAUCAGCAGCAAUUACAAAAAUACAAUUCGCCCAAGAAAAAUUCUACUUGGGAAACUAUCCAAUCCAUUAAUGGUGAUCGCAACAAUUUGGACAUUUUGGAUAUCUACAAGCAACAACACAAAGGUUUGGAUGAUCAAAAUACCGUGUUACUGUUUAGCAAAUCACCAAGUUUGAAGUUCCGCUUGCAGUGGACGAAAGAGGCUCUCCCAGGAUAUGUUGAUAGACCAUUACCUAUUGCUAUUAAUCUCAACAACAAUGAGAGCAGCGAUAAGGAAAACUUCAAACCAGAAACAAUGUCCAAUUCAUAUAAGAGAAACCUUAAUAUUAAUAACAAUGUGUUGACUCCGGCUGCGGCAAAUGGACUUUCCAAUACUGCAUUGAAACUCGAUGGGACGUCUAAUACUUUAGUUAAUGUGGGUACAUUGAAUAUAGCCAACAAAUCGAAUUCGUCUGCUGAGUUGAAGCGGUACGCUGAUGAGCCUAAAAUCGAUCAUAUCAUAUACCAGUUUGUAUACAAUAAUAACUCCCGCCAACAGACGGAAACGAAGCUAGAUUUUCACUGUCCUUGGUGCAGUCUAAACUGUAGCUCACUGUAUCCACUUCUAAAACAUUUAAAACUUUGUCACGCCCGGUUCAUCUUCACCUAUAUUCCUGUACCAAAUGGAGCGCGUAUCGAUGUUUCGAUUAAUGAGCUAUAUGAUGGUUCGUAUAAUGGGUCACCACAUGACUUACUAGAUACAGUAAGCGCUUUCUCCCGUCGUGGUCCUGUACGGCGGACUGUUGUCACCAAUCUUCUUGUGUGUAGACCACGACGUCAAAAGCAUAGCUUAAUCGAGUUUAUCGAAUGUGACGAAAAUGAAUUCGACAACCAACGACCGUUUAUUACAGGUCACAAUAGGAUGUAUCACCAUACGAUGACAUGUCUACCAGUCCACCCUAAGGAGUUAGACAUAGAUUCUGAAGGUGAAAGUGAUCCGUUAUGGUUGCAACACAAGACUAUGCAAAUGAUUGAUGAGUUUACCGAUGUGAACGAGGGUGAAAAAGAGCUGAUGAAAAUGUGGAAUUUGCACGUCAUGAAGUUCGGGUAUGUUGGAGACUGCCAAAUUCCCAUUGCAUUAGAGAUGUUUAUCGAGUGUCGCGGACGCGAACUCUUGAAAAAAAAUCUUUAUCGCAAUUUCGUGCUACAUAUGUCUUCGAUGUUCGACUUUGGACUUGUUUCACCUGAAGUUAUGCAAAAGGCGAUUAGAAAAAUGCAAAAACUGCUGUAUGAUAGUCCAGAUCUACAAAAGCAAGUAGCUGCAACUCGUGUAGAUCAAAUGGAAUACUGGAACAACGUAACCGUGCAUAAGCAGGCUCAGCCAAAGACCGAGAAGUCGACGGAUAAAACUAGCGCAGGCGCUGGUAUAACUCCAUCGAUUCCGAUGCAUAAAAGUAGCUCUGGUGGUUCAGGUGGUGAAAAAAAAGUGAAGCCCACUAUCACACCGGCUAAAAAUACUAGCGCGAAUCAACACGCGGUCGUAGAUAAAACGGCCAUUUCACUAUCCCGCCGCAGAAGUGCCAGUGCUGCACUUCAUUCUAACUCUUCAUCCGUCAACAACACUGCCAGCAAAGAUAUAAACCAAUCAUCCCAAAACCAUUCCUCUCAAACAUCUCCUUCCAUACACUCCACCAGAAGAUCAUCCACUAUCAGCGUUGGUCCUGCGGCCACCAACAGAAGCAGCAGCACCCGGGCUUCUACUAUUACAACUCGAAGAAAGUCACUUUCCAUUGGCAGUCAUCAACAACGUAAGCGAUCCUUCAACUGAUUUUCGGUUUGACAACUGGCCGGAAAUAGAAUUAUCGGAUUUGCCGCAACCAUAAAUAAAUCGACCUUAAUAGGGCCAGCUAAUUGUGUGGCAGUUGAGUCGAUUACAAUAUCAAAGAAACGUUUAGAACGAUUGCGAGUGUGAAUGUGCGGUGCGCGCUGUUCAUAAAUAUUUUAUGGGACACAAAUUGUAAUAUGCUAUAAGAAUAACUGUAUUCAUUUUAGAAUAUAACUAGUGGAAGUAUAUGGUCUAAGCGUACGGCAGGGAAUUGCUGCUUAUAGCAUUUCAGGAAUUUAGAUUUCUUUUUGAUACAUCGUGGAAGAGUCUGAGUAUCACUUCGUACAUACGCGAUAGAUAACCUAUGUUACUCCAAUGAAACAAAAUUAGAUUUUCAUGCCGUAUCCUGCAAAAAUUGAAGUUAAAAACACAAGACCCUCAAGGAAUAAAGUGAUAAAAAUCGAGCGUCGGUGAAAACUUUAGUUGAAGCCGUUAACAUUAAACAUCGGUUAAAAAAUUGGUUGUUUUUUUUUUCAGAAUAAGAUGUCUAGGCAAUAUUCAUUGCACAUGAGGAAAAGAAGUCUAGUUUCGAAUAGUUGCUUGUUGUGUACCUUUAUUUUGCCUGCCAUUUUUUGCUAUACAAAUUAAAUCAAUCGCGUGCUUUUGUAGAAUAUGCUUUUUACUGUUUAAAUGAAUCGAUUCAACAUGCAAUAAAAUGGAGAAAAUACGUUUUACAUGAAAAAUUUAAAUAAUGUAUACAUAGAUUGCUUACAAGUGAUGAUAUCAAAAUUAAGUAAAAAUUUUUAUUUUUGCUGAAGAAGCAAAACCAACGGAAAAAUAAUAGUUGCUGCAUUGUACGGAUUGUUUCAUAACGAUUAGUAAUUUAUUUUGUGCCUUGUUUAUAGUUUAACUUUGGGAACCACAUAAUGGAAGUUUUUCUUCCUAAAAUUUAUAUACAGUUGGUACCGCAAACCAAAGAUUUCGCAUCGCUAAUCUCUAAUCCACUUAUUGUCGCUGAUCAAUAAACGCGGAUUGAUAAAUGAAUAUGUAUGAGCAGCUGUCCACGAAAUGGUAGCCGGGUUAUAUUUGUUAAAAACUGUCCAAGUGGAAUAUGGAUGAUUCCUAUUUGCAAAUUUAAUUUUGCAGACGAACUACUUGCCCAAAAUCCAGCCGACUCGCCAUCUGUAAUACCAAAAUUGGUCAGACACGUAACUUACCGCUUGCCUCGUCUUCUGUGAUAGACCCCUUAUGUGACAACCUAAAUGUUUUUUUUUUCUUGAUAAAAUAUAUGAAGACUUCAAACUGACGCAACUAAAGUUGUUAAAAGGGUGGGUAAUUUAAUACGAAAUUUGCAUUAUAGACCAUCUCACCGAAUCUCUUUAACCUCACUUUUCUGUCAGUUAGUGGUAACUUUUUACGAUUUGAACUUUGUGCUUUUUUUCUGGUGGAGCAAUCGAGUGCGUAGUGACGUAGUGCUGCUUAAUUUAUAAUUGUUUUUAAUGUACUUGCACCUCUUGCACAAUAUUCAAAGGGCAUUUUGGUAACAAUUAACCCUCUCUUUACCAUGGUUACUCUAGAGCACCAUGGGCUCAGAUGAGAAAGUCCUUCGAAAUGUUUACCAAUGCUACUCAAAAUGCAUUUAUAUAUUUUUUAACAAUAUACUGAUUGUUCAAGAACAUAUUUAUGCAUUUUAAGUAGGAUUGGUAAAUAUUUCUGAAGACUUUUUGCAUCCAAACCUAUGAUGCUCUAGAGUAACCAUGGUAGAGAGAGGGUUAACAUGAUUUGCUAUUGUUGAGAGCAAAACUGCUUCGUCCGAGGAUAAGCAAAGUUACCAGUAGGGGUAAGCGGGAUAAGACCGCCCCCUUAAGCAAUUCUGUUUAUAAAAAAAAGUUGCGGCUGCAAUUUCAUUUUUUCUUCGCUAAGAGGUUCUUCUAUUCAAUACCCGCAUUUAAAAAAUAAGAACUGAAAUUUUUUUGUUUAUUUUCCAGCUUUUUUUUUCAAUUUUAAAAAUUCAUUGAAAAUGUGCAGAUUUUUUUUCUUGCGGGGUAAGCCCGCCCACCAGCGGGGUAAGAUCGCCCACCAUAUUUUGAGAAUAACAAAUAUUUUUAGGGCCAAGUUGGGUUGAUUUUAUCGGUAUAGUGUCUUUGACAAAGUUGUGGAUGGUAUUUUUUUUCUUUUUUGAUAAAUUAUACCUACACUGUGAAAAAUCAGAAAAAAAAAAUUUUUUUUCUAAGUUUUAACUUUUUUUGUUUUUUGAUUAUCCAAGUUCAAAUCAAUGUUUAGGUGACUCUUUGUUGUUUCCAAAAUACAUAGAUUUUUCAGAAUUGGGGUUUUUCAAGAUAUUUAAUUUAUAAUAAACCUGUCUUUAAGCUAGAAAUACAAACUCAUUAUACCUGUCUGUAUGAUUUUUUUGAAGACUUAUUAUGUAUAGAGUAAUAAUAAUAAUUAUUGAUUUUUUGUUCAUAUUUUCAAUUUUUUUAUGUUUUUUUUGACGAACAAAAUUACCAACGACGCCCAAGAAAAAAUCUUUACAAAAUUUGAGCUAUAAAUAUUUCUAUUACUCCAUGAUCAAAUAACCAUCAAAUUUUAGCUUACCAUUUGUAGAUUCUGCAGGCAGAAACAUCAUUUUUUUU